Anas platyrhynchos (mallard) is the source of this 6497-nucleotide messenger RNA. NCBI's taxonomy places the organism in Eukaryota, Metazoa, Chordata, Aves, Anseriformes, Anatidae. The record is from RefSeq and is a predicted model, not a curated record.
AUGGCCUCGGAGCUGGGCGCCAGGGAGGAUGGCAGCUGCUCAGAGCUGGCAAAACCCCUCUAUCUGCAAUAUCUGGAGAAAGCUCUGCAAUUGGAUCAGUUUUUACGACAGACGUCUGCCAUCUUUAACAGGAGUAUAUCCAGUGAUGAAAGUGAGGAUGGAUUGGAUGACAAUCCUUUGCUGCCUCAAGCUGGGGAUUCCCUGAUGCAAGUUAAAGAAGAGCCUCCAAACUCUUUGCUUGGGGAAUCUUCUGGAGUAGGAAAUUCUGGGAUGCUGAACACACAUUCCCUGAAUGGAGUAUUGCAGCCAGAACCAAAGUCUGAAAAAGGGAGCUUGUAUAACUUUUCUAAGCUGAAGAAAAGCAGAAAGUGGCUGAAGAGUAUCCUUCUGAGCGAUGACUCCAGUGACACAGAUUCACCAAGUGAUGAGGAUGGAGAGGAUGAAGAAGAGUUUUCUCUUUCAAGGGAGGAGCUUCACAAUAUGCUGCGAUUACACAAAUAUAAGAAACUACAUCAAAGUAAAUAUAGCAAAGACAAAGAGUUGCAGCAAUAUCAGUACUACAGUGCGGGAUUGCUGUCUACACAUGACCCUUACUAUGAGCAGCAGCGCCACCUGCUAGGGCCCAAGAAAAAGAAGUUUAAAGAGGAGAAAAAAUUAAAAGGCAAGUUGAAAAAAGUAAAGAAAAAGAGGAGACGGGAUGAAGAUCUCUCUUCAGAGGAGUCACCACGACGCCACCAUCACCAGACCAAAGUUUUUGCCAAGUUUUCUCAUGAUACACCACCACCUGGGUCCAAGAAAAAGCAUUUGACUAUUGAACAACUUAAUGCUCGUCGACGGAAAGUUUGGCUUAGCAUUGUUAAAAAAGAGUUGCCAAAGGCAUACAAACAAAAAGCCUCAGCACGCAACCUCUUCCUAACCAACAGCAAAAAGCUUGCCCAUCAGUGCAUGAGGGAGGUACGUCGAGCUGCUCUUCAGGCCCAGAAAAACUGUAAGGAAACUCUGCCACGGGCACGUCGUCUUACCAAGGAGAUGCUUCUCUACUGGAAAAAGUAUGAAAAAGUAGAAAAAGAACAUCGAAAAAGAGCUGAGAAAGAGGCUCUGGAGCAACGCAAGCUGGAUGAGGAGAUGAGAGAGGCUAAGAGGCAGCAGCGAAAACUUAACUUCCUGAUCACACAAACUGAAUUAUAUGCCCAUUUUAUGAGUCGUAAACGAGAUAUUGGACAUGAUGGAAUACAGGAAGAAAUCCUACGCAAACUGGAAGACAGCUCUACCCAAAGGCAAAUUGAUAUUGGCGGAGGAGUAGUGGUCAACAUCACCCAGGAAGAUUAUGAUAGUAACUAUUACAAGGCACAAGCUCUGAAGAAUGCUGAGGAUGCUUACCAGAUUCAUCAGGCCCGGACCAGAUCAUUUGAUGAAGAUGCAAAGGAAAGUCGGGCAGCUGCUUUACGGGCUGCUAACAAGUCUGGUACUGGCUUUGGAGAGAGCUACAGUUUAGCAAAUCCAUCUAUCCGUGCAGGGGAAGAUAUUCCGCAGCCUACAAUUUUCAAUGGGAAACUGAAAGGUUACCAACUGAAAGGCAUGAAUUGGCUGGCCAACCUAUAUGAGCAGGGUAUCAAUGGAAUCCUGGCGGAUGAAAUGGGUCUGGGUAAAACAGUGCAAAGUAUUGCUCUCCUUGCACAUCUGGCUGAGAGAGAGAACAUCUGGGGACCUUUUUUAAUAAUUUCACCUGCCUCUACUCUUAACAACUGGCACCAGGAGUUUGCCAGAUUUGUUCCUAAAUUCAAGGUGCUACCUUACUGGGGAAAUCCCCAUGACAGAAAGGUGAUCAGGAAGUUCUGGAGUCAGAAGACAUUGUACACUCAGGAUGCUCCUUUCCACGUGGUGAUUACCAGUUACCAACUGGUUGUACAGGACGUGAAGUAUUUCCAGCGAGUGAAGUGGCAAUAUAUGGUACUGGAUGAAGCACAAGCACUCAAGAGUAGCUCCAGUGUUCGCUGGAAGAUCCUACUACAGUUCCAGUGUCGAAAUAGAUUGUUAUUGACUGGGACCCCAAUCCAGAACACAAUGGCUGAGCUGUGGGCCCUGUUGCAUUUUAUCAUGCCAACUUUGUUUGAUUCCCAUGAAGAGUUCAAUGAGUGGUUUUCUAAGGACAUAGAGAGCCAUGCAGAGAACAAAUCCGCCAUUGAUGAGAACCAGCUAUCCCGCUUGCACAUGAUCCUGAAACCUUUCAUGCUGAGAAGAAUCAAGAAGGAUGUGGAAAAUGAACUCUCAGAUAAGAUUGAAAUUCUUAUGUACUGCCAGCAGACAAGUCGACAGAAGCUGUUGUAUCAAGCUCUGAAAAAUAAGAUCUCUAUUGAUGACCUCUUGCAGUCCUCAAUGGGCACUACUCAGCAAGCGCAGAACACCACUAGUAGUCUCAUGAAUCUAGUCAUGCAGUUCAGGAAGGUGUGCAAUCACCCAGAGCUGUUUGAGCGACAGGAAACUUGGUCUCCAUUUCACAUCUCGCUAAAGCCAUACCAGAUUUCAAAGUUCAUCUACCGUCAUGGACAGAUCAGGGUCUUCAACCACUCACGGGACAGGUGGUUACGGGUUUUACUUUCGCCAUUUGCACCAGACCACAUCCAGCAGUCUCUCUUCCAUAGGAAGGGCAUCAAUGAAGAAAGCUGUUUUUCUUUCCUCCGGUUUAUUGAUGUCUCUCCAGCAGAAAUGGCAAACCUCAUGAAUCAGGGACAUUUAGCCAGAUGGUUAGCUCUUUACCUGUCUCUGAAAGCCUCAUACAGGCUCCAUCACCUGCGUUCUUGGAUGGAUCCAGAAAGAGAGAAACAGCAGGGCUCACAUUGUCUAAAGAACAAGGAUUUCUUGCUUGAUGUAAAUUUCCCACUGUCUUUCCCUAACUUGCACAGCUGCACUUUGCUGCAGAACCUUGUGUUCAGUAGCCACUGUAAAGCAGUUACUGGCUAUUCAGAUCAUGUCAUACAUCGAAGGAGAUCAGCUACCUCAUGUGUACGGUGCUGCCAGGUGACUGAGCUGCCGUCCUUCCUGUGCAUAGCCAGCCCACGGGUAACAGCUGUGCCACUAGAGUUCUAUUGCAACGAUCGAAGCGCAGAAUAUGAGCGCAGGGCACUAAGGGAAGGAGGAAGUCUUGAAGCAAAGCAGUGUGUAGUCAAUGGAGCCCCUGAACUAGCAGCUGACUGGCUGAAGCAAUGCUCCCAGUUCUUCCCAGAAUAUCCAGGAGGACUGUUGGGAAUCAGGCCUCAGAACGGCUGGUCUUUUAUCAGGAUACCAGAUAAAGAGAGUCUGAUCACUGACAGUGGAAAACUUCAUGCUCUUGAUCUCCUGUUGACACGGCUGAAAUCUCAAGGACACAGAGUACUCAUCUACUCUCAGAUGACACGGAUGAUUGACUUGCUUGAGGAAUAUAUGGUAUAUAGGAAACAUACAUACAUGAGAUUGGAUGGUUCUUCAAAGAUUUCUGAACGAAGGGAUAUGGUAGCAGAUUUUCAGAACAGGAAUGAUAUUUUUGUGUUCCUGUUAAGCACAAGAGCUGGAGGCUUGGGCAUUAACCUUACAGCUGCAGAUACGGUCAUCUUCUAUGACAGUGAUUGGAACCCAACAGUAGACCAGCAAGCCAUGGACCGGGCACAUAGGCUGGGUCAAACAAAACAAGUCACUGUGUACCGGUUGAUAUGCAAAGGCACCAUUGAGGAACGUAUCUUACAAAGAGCUAAGGAGAAGAGUGAGAUCCAGCGAAUGGUGAUUUCAGGUGGCAAUUUCAAACCUGACACUUUGAAACCAAAAGAGGUGGUCAGCCUUCUACUGGAUGAUGAAGAACUAGAAAAGAAAUUGCGUCAGCGUCAAGAAGAGAAGCGACAGCAAGAAGAAACAAAUCGUGUGAAGGAACGUAAACGUAAAAGGGAAAAAUAUGCUGAAAAGAAGAAGAAGGAAGAUGAGUUGGAUGGGAAGAGAAAGAAAGAGGGCAUGAACCUCGUGAUCCCGUUUGUUCCCUCAGCUGAUAACUCCAACCUGUCUGCGGAUGGGGAUGACUCCUUCGUUAGUGUAGAUUCUGCCAUGCCCAGCCCUUUCAGUGAGAUAUCCAUCAGCAGUGAAUUACAUAUGGGCUCUAUUCCUCCCGAUGAGAGCAGCAGUGAUAUGCUUGUGAUUGUGGACGAUCCAGCUUCUUCAGCACCUCAGUCAAGGGCAACAAACUCUCCUGCUUCCAUUACUGGCUCUGUUUCAGAUACCAUGAAUGGGGUUUCAAUGCAAGAUACACCUCUCACUGGGAGAGGCCAGUCAGGUCGAAGCCGCGGUCGCCCUAAAGGAUCAGGUGGUGGAUCAAAAGGCACCGGGAAAGGCAGAAGCCGGAAAUCGAUAGCGGGAAGCGCGGCCGCAAUGGCAGGUGCCAAAGCAGGGGCAGCAGCAGCCUCUGCAGCGGCAUACGCAGCGUACGGGUACAAUGUCUCUAAAGGCAUGUCUGCAAGCAGCCCUCUACAAACAGCAAUUAUUCGGCCUUCUGGACUUGCAGAUUUUGGACCUUCAAGCGCCUCUUCUCCCUUGAGUUCCCCUUUGAGCAAAGGAAACAGUGUUUGUGGCACCCCCAAAAGCUUAAACCUGACCAGCAGUCUCAUAUCAGAAACUCCAAUUCGGAAGCAAAGCAAAGGUGCCCACACCUCAGGUGGUCGGUAGUAAUUUUGAACCCCCAAAGCUUGUCUGAACUGUGUUGGCUUUCAGAGUAGACCACCCUGCAAGGUGAAGGCAUGCAAAUGAAUGCCUUGUUGCUAUCAAGCACCUGUGUGAAAAGAAAAUCAAAGCACAAUGGGAACGGGUGGUUUAUGUGAGCACUUUGAUUAUGUGUAUCCCAAAAAUUAUCUUUGCAGACACUGCAAGAAGGAUGGAAGGGGUGUCUGGGGUAACUGAGGUGGUCGGAUGGUAUUUUAUUGACACAUCUGACAAAGAUUUCCCAAGAAAGCAUCCAGGUACUCCAUGCAAUAUCCCAGAGCUGUGUGCUUCAAGUCACAUGAGUGUACUCUCUUGUAGCUUGAAGUGGAACCCAGCUGUAGUUUUAUCCUAUGAAAUCAGUAUCUGAAUGCCAGGGCUCUCCUGUAGAGUCAGAAGACAUUUCUGUACUGGGAGCUGGUCAGCAUAUAUGCAGGGGUAGCUGGGGGCUAAGCUGGAUGAUGUGUAAUCAAAAGAUUAAUGGAUUCUUCUAGUGUGGGCCUCUGAGGUUUUUGUUUGGUUGAUUUUGUUUUGUUUUUUGAGAGUUUGAAAUGCAAAGGAAGGUAUCUCAGGUGGUUUCCAGGGAGUGGACUCUUUUCAGCACCAUUUGUUUAGAGCAGGUUCAGAGCCAAGGUGUGACAGGAGCUCUGGCAGGCCUGGUGAGGGUAACAGCGCUGCCUCUGCUUCCUGCAAUGAAAGAGGCUCCAAGCCACUGGCUUGAUCUGUGUUUCAGAGUUCUUGCCAGCUCUUGCUGUGUUAAGAAUGAUUUUUCUAAUUUUUGAUACGUGCUGAACUCUUAAAGGCUUAGAAACACAAUCAGGCUCUACUUGUGCAAAUCUCAAGAGCAGGGAAAUCUGCAGGGUCGAGGAAGAGUUUGCCGCUGUUCCUCUCAGCGUGCCAUAGCAGAGCGUGGCUCUGCAGCUAGCAGUGCUGCGAGGGGAGCAGUGAGAAACAGCACUGAGAGAACUGUGCCAUUCCCAUCUCCAGCCAAAUCCUGGGGAAAAAAAAAAAAAAAGUCUCAUAUCCCAACCAUCCAUUGACCAUUCUUCCAGUGUGUUUUCCCUUCAUCUCUGUGAUCAUCCCAUGUACUAGCUUGGUGGAGCUCCCUGUGGGUACCAGUAGCCGUCUCCUGUAAGGCUGAUAGAAGGCAGUGCUGCCAGUGCCCGUCUGUGUUCUCAUCUCCGAUUGCUCCUUCCCCUUUCUCAAUGCACAACCCCCUCUGUAGCCCCUUGCUUUGCUGUAAGCGUUGUCUGCAUUGCACUGAGAUUUAGGUGUGGGACAUUCUGUCUGACACACUGAAUUAAAAGGCUGUUCUGGGGCACUUUCAAUCCCUUGAGAGAAGCAAGUUAUGAGUUGCAGGUCUGGGCUGUGACAGCAAAAGAUGACUUUUUUAUUAUUAUAAUUUUUUUCCAACCCCAAAUCCUUUGCCUGGCGUCCUACAGUGUGGAGCAAGUGCUUCCUGUUGGCUCUGCCUCUAAUUUGCACACCUGAAAAUAGCAAAACUGAGCUUAGUUAGAUUGAUUUUUAAACAGAUUUGCAGGGGAUAAUUGAGGGGGGAGAUGGUGUUUAAUUAACUCAUGAAGACUUCCCCCUUCCCCUCGUAUUCACAUGUAUAUAUGAUAUUUAGAGGGAAUCAGACAAAUGCCAAGCCUUUUUUUCUCUUUGAAUGUGCUGUCUAUUUUUAUAACUGAACUUGUACAUAUGUAUAAAGAGAGACACAUCUUUCUUUUACUAACUGGAGAAGAAAAUCUUAAAUAAAAUGGAGUGAGAUAAUUUUAUGUAAA